This is a messenger RNA of Vicia faba (fava bean), 1197 nucleotides long. The record is from the annotation of a GenBank genome assembly. NCBI's taxonomy places the organism in Eukaryota, Viridiplantae, Streptophyta, Magnoliopsida, Fabales, Fabaceae.
AUGGUUGGAGCUGGUGUUCUUGGUCUCCCCUAUGCUAUGUCACAACUUGGAUGGGGUCCAGGUGUGACUUUACUUAUCAUUUCAUGGAUCAUCACACUAUACACAUUGUGGCAAAUGGUUGAGAUGCAUGAAAUGGUUCCGGGAAAACGUUUUGAUAGAUAUCAUGAAUUAGGUCAACAUGCAUUUGGAGAAAAGUUAGGUCUUUAUAUUGUGGUGCCUCAACAAGUUGUAGUAAUGCUUGGUGGAACUAUUGAUUACAUGGUAACCGGGGGUGCAUCAUUGCAGAAGUUCCAUGAUACAGUUUGUCCAAAUUGCAAAAAAAUUAAAUUAACCUUUUUCAUUAUGAUAUUUGCCUCUGUUCAUUUUGUAUUGUCUCAUCUACCUAGCUUCAACUCCAUUUCUGGUGUAUCUCUGAUUGCAGCAGUCAUGUCUAUUGGUUAUUCUACAAUUGCUUGGACUGCUAGUGCGCAUAAAGGAAUACAAGAAAAUGUCAAAUAUAAUAACAAAGCUAAAACUAGAAUAGAUUUUAUCUUUAAUUUCUUCAACGCGGUUGGUGCAGUUGCUUUUGCUUAUGCUGGACACAGUGUGGUGUUGGAAAUUCAAGCGACAAUUCCAUCAACACCUGAAAAACCAUCCAAGGUUUCAAUGUGGAGAGGAGUUGUUGUUUCCUAUAUUGUUGUUGCUUUUUGUUAUUGGCCAGUUGCUAUUAUUGGUUAUUGGAUGUUUGGUAAUGAGGUUAAGGAUAAUAUUCUCAUCUCUUUAGAGAAACCAACUUGGAUCAUUGCAAUGGCUAACCUAUUUGUUGUUUUCCAUGUAAUAGGAAGUUAUCAGGUUUUUGCCAUGCCAAUGUUUGAUAUGCUUGAAAGUGUGCUUGUGAAGAAAUUGAAUUUUGAGCCAAGUGCAAUCCUUCGCUUUGUUGUGCGUAAUGUAUAUGUUGCAUUCACAAUGUUUAUUGCCAUUACUUUUCCAUUUUUCGGUGGUCUAUUAGGAUUUGUUGGAGGAUUUUCUGUCACUCCAACAACAUAUUUUCUUCCAUGUAUCAUAUGGCUUAAAAUCUAUAAACCAAAGAGAUUCAGCUUGUCUUGGUAUAUUAAUUGGAUAUGCAUUGUAUUUGGCCUAUGUAUAAUUAUUUUAGCACCUAUUGGAGCAUUGAGGAGUAUUAUCCUUGAAGCCAAGACCUAUAAAUUUUACACAUAA